Phyllostomus hastatus (greater spear-nosed bat) is the source of this 1969-nucleotide messenger RNA. It is a transcript of the gene CACNG7, whose product is annotated as calcium voltage-gated channel auxiliary subunit gamma 7. Gene Ontology annotation, biological process: neurotransmitter receptor internalization; transmission of nerve impulse; calcium ion transport. The coding region runs from base 156 to 1145 and encodes 329 amino acids. Gene Ontology annotation, molecular function: channel regulator activity; voltage-gated calcium channel activity. Gene Ontology annotation, cellular component: postsynaptic density membrane; AMPA glutamate receptor complex. Lineage: Eukaryota; Metazoa; Chordata; Mammalia; Chiroptera; Phyllostomidae. The transcript is spliced from 5 exons. The record is from RefSeq and is a predicted model, not a curated record.
CGGGGGCGGGGGGCGCGGGCAUCGGCGACCCCGGUGGCGGCGGCGGCGGUGGCCGGGGGAAGCCGCGGGGCCGGUCAUGCGGCUGCGGGGCCCGCGGCCCGGAGCGUCCCCCCAGCCCUGAGCGAGGCCCCGCAGGGCGCCCCCCGCCACUGAGGAUGAGUCACUGCAGCAGCCGCGCCCUGACCCUGCUGAGCAGCGUGUUUGGUGCGUGUGGCCUUCUGCUUGUGGGCAUCGCAGUCAGCACUGACUACUGGCUAUACAUGGAGGAGGGGACGGUGCUGCCACAGAACCAGACCACGGAGGUCAAGAUGGCGCUGCACGCCGGCCUCUGGCGCGUGUGUUUCUUCGCAGGUCGGGAGAAGGGUCGCUGCGUGGCCUCGGAAUAUUUUCUUGAACCGGAGAUCAACUUGGUGACGGAGAACACGGAGAAUAUUCUGAAGACAGUGCGCACAGCCACCCCCUUCCCCAUGGUCAGUCUCUUCCUCGUGUUCACCGCCUUCGUCAUCAGCAAUAUCGGCCACAUCCGCCCGCAGAGGACCAUUCUGGCUUUCGUUUCUGGCAUCUUCUUCAUCCUAUCGGGGAGCUGGCGUGAUGUCUGUGUACUUGUUCACCAAGCGCUACGCGGAGGAGGAGAUGUACCGCCCGCACCCGGCCUUCUACCGCCCGCGUCUCAGCGACUGCUCCGACUACUCGGGCCAGUUCCUGCAGCCCGAGGCUUGGCGUCGCGGACGCAGCCCCUCCGACAUCUCCAGCGACGUGUCCAUCCAGAUGACGCAGAACUACCCUCCCGCCAUCAAGUACCCGGACCACCUGCACAUCUCCACCUCGCCCUGCUGAGGCCCUGCCCCUCGGAGCUCCCUUCCUCCUCCUCCUCCUUAGGGGUCUCCCUGCGACGCAGCUCCCCUGCCUCGCGUCUCUUCUGGACUCGGCUUUCUCCUAGAGGGUGCUGCCCACACUUUAGCCCCACCCUCUGCCCAGUAGCCACGCCCACCCCCAUACCCCUUUCUCUUUCCAAUAGCCCCUGCCAUUUCCUGGCCCUUAUACUUCAUUGGGCCCGUUUACUUCCAGAUCGCUCCACUCCCUCGAUUGCCCGCCCCCUUUUGCGGAGGCCACGCCCCUUCCUCGGGCCCCGCCCUCCCAGCUAAGUCACUCACUGGGUUCUACCGUGCAGGUGCCCACCUCCCCGGAGUCCCCCAACCUGCUGCCUCCCCACAGGGGCACUGGGCUGGAGAGUAGGGUCCGGCAGCCGCCAGGAAUGCCAACCAUCCUCUUCUCCCUUCUGCUCCUAAUGCUCCUUCCUGGCUCCGUCUCACCUGCGCACCCUGGGGGCUCUUGAGUGCAGUGGGGGGCUUCUUUGCUCCGCCCACAGCCCCGGGGUGGGUCGGUGUCUGUAGGCCGUGGGUAUGGUUAAUCUGGUGUCCCUCCCACACGUGUCUCUGGCCCCACUGGGAGACCCCCUUCUUUCUCACCGGCUGGGCUCUUCUUGGCCACCUGAGGGUUACGUGCCUUUCAGGGGGCGCUGUCUAACCAAUCUUCUAGCUUUCUCUGCUACCCUAGCUUCUCUUUCUCCCUCCUCUCCUUCCUCUUCCUCCUCUAACUGUCUCCUUCCUCCUUUUCACCUACACACCACACGUCAAGGAUGGAGACCCUAGGGUGAGGGAAUUCCGUGCUGUUUCCACACCUGUGCCCGCCUCUUCCCCCUCGAGGCUCCGUCGGGGGAGGGAGAGACAGUAGCGGGGGUCGACACCCCCCAAAUCUCGAAGUCUUCCAUUUUCUGGCAACUCCCUUUCAUUGAAGUUUCCCUUCCCAUCUCAGACCCCCAACUCUGGCCUCUUUCAAGGGUCCGUCCUCCCCCUUGGACAGAUUUGGGGGCGUCUCAGAAAUUCGCCCACCCCCCCGUAUUAGGGGAGGAGGGGCGAGGUAGCACAGUGUUGUACACGGAAGCAGAAAGGCCCCCGGGGUGGGGGGG